This is a messenger RNA of Aplysia californica (California sea hare), 1697 nucleotides long. RefSeq lists its product as uncharacterized. Gene Ontology annotation, molecular function: protein binding. Gene Ontology annotation, biological process: signal transduction; regulation of apoptotic process. The record is from RefSeq and is a predicted model, not a curated record. The coding region runs from base 158 to 745 and encodes 195 amino acids. NCBI's taxonomy places the organism in Eukaryota, Metazoa, Mollusca, Gastropoda, Aplysiida, Aplysiidae. The transcript has 3 exons.
CUUGAAAACAAAACAGUUUGACAUGAGUUCAGGAGUUCAAAUCAAAGAUGGCAGAGCAAUGAUAUCCUUGUUGGAAACAAGUACCGAAGCUGAGAGAAUCCUAAAAGAAGAAGAAAGUAACUAGAUAAGUGGACUGUGACAGACAAUACUUUUCACAAUGGCAGACACAGAGGCAAAGGUUGUGCAGUACAGAGUCAUGCUGUCAAAACUUGAUUCAAUGCUGCGUGAUGAUGAGCUGAACAGGCUGAAGUCAUUCUGCAAAGAUUUUAUCCGAGCAAGAGAUCGAGAUCAGAUUAGUCAAUGCGUGGACUUGUUUGAAGCUCUGGAAGAGAGAAAUAAACUUUCACCAGACAAUCUUGAGUUUCUGAAAAUGGCACUCAGUAGCAGUUGCGGAGGUAGAUCUGAUGUGCUUGAUCAUUUACAGAAAUUUGAGGACAAGUAUAGGACUUGUGGCGACAGAAACACACAAGAAGAAGAUUUCAGCGAUGUGUUUGACUUCUUAGAGAAUGGACUAGACGGAAAGUAUAAAUCUUUCCUUCGGAGGAUCGGUAUUAAAGAUGCCCAGUUGGAUCAACUUCAUGAGGAUCAUCCGCGUAACAUAAAGGAGGUCAUACAUAGGUCUCUUGUUGCUUGGAAAAAAGAUUCAGCUGAAGCUUCUAUAGGCACAUUGGUGAAAGCAUUACGUGAUGUCAAGAGAAAUGAUUUAGCUAAUAAAUUAGCAGAUGGAAAUUUUCAAUAUUUGUAACAUUGGCUCUAUGUAAUCAAAUAUCUUUUAUAUCGAUUUGUGAAUGCAGCAAACACAGGACUACUUUCCCAACAUACCAGAGUUGUGUCCAUAUUGCCUGUUUUAUAGGCCAUUGAUUUCUCUCUCCAGUCAUCAUGUUUCUGUUCCAGUCUCUCCAGAAGUCUCCAUUAAAGUCCCCUGUUCCUUGCCUUUGUACUGACAUGUUUUUCCUUUUCCUCUUUGGGUUCCAAAUUAAGUUUAAUUUGUGGUACGGGAAUCAGGCAUGCAAAAAGUACAGCCAAUCCGUCCACAUUGCCUCCAAAGGAUUUCAUCUUGGGCUGGCUGUUGUUGAGCUUUCAUCCACAGUUCCUGGUUUGUUAUGUCUGGCCCGGCCAGCAGACCUGAAAAAUCUCCUGGAGCUUUAAACACGUUUUUGUUGCAAGUGCCUUAAAACUUUAGUUUUGAGACUCAUGAGUGCUGAGAUGUCAACGAUGGUGCUGGUCUAUUCAGAAAGUAGAGCCACGUUUUCAGCAAAAUCAGUGUCAGUAUUACAUUAUAGCACAAAUUUACUUCCAGGACAUGGAUAAACGAGUCUCGGAUUUGUCCCAGGGGUUUUGGGGGUUUUUUUUUAUCGACCUCAAACAUUCUCAUCUGACAUGGGUGGCUUUUGGAACUGAAAUGAAUUUGAAACCAAUUUGCUUCUCUGUUUCUAUUUCCUGUGCUAGUUUUCUAACUCUUCGAUGUGUUUAGUGGUCUAUAUAACAAAAGCUUCCCCUUGAUCCGAAAAGUGAAUUGCAAUUAAGUCAGUUUUUCAAGCUCAAAAUGGGCCUGUGGAAUGCUGAGGAGUGCAUGACAAUGAAAUUCUAUUUGUGUUUUCCGUAAUUACUUGCAAGACAAGCAUCUGUGUUUUGGCGCAGUAGCGAUUUUUGCAUUUAAAAAAAUAAAAUACAGUUGAUAAAUAAAAAAUUAAAAA